AUGCCAUCGCAGCCGCUGCCAGGAGGAGGCCUUCCGCGGCGAAGCAGUUCUGGGCUGCCGCCGUUGCAGGAGCAAGAACACCGGCCAGCGGUUACAUCGACAUCGACAUCGGCGCUGUCGGUGCUGCCAGGGUUGUCGACACGGGCUCUGGCGCCACAAACGCACGAGCUGCGGACAGCCCUGGCCGAAGGAACGCUGGUGACGCGGUUCCAGGCUCUACUGAUGCGAGACGACACGCGGCAGGCGUUGUUUCGUGAGCGGCUAACGGCAGGCCAGCUGCAGCAGCUGUUUGGGCUGGGACUACCGCCGACACUGCGUAUCAUGCUGAUGAACACGCUCGGCGACGUGGCUUGGUUCCGCGAGCUGCCGGCGACCGAGCGAACGGCCGUCGAGACGCGGUUCCGGGCACAACCAGGCGACGGGACAACAGCCACGCCGAUACCAGUGCCAGUGCCAUCGCCAUCUCCAUCCCCGAUCCCGGUCGAGGUGAAACGACCCAUAUUCAAGGCUCGGCGAACGGGACGGUCGGUGCUCUCGCCCACGGCCAACAGGCUGCUCCUGCACGACCGGCGCGCAUCCUCCGGCAGCAGGCUGUCGACCACGUCGUCGACAGCCUCGUCGGUCGCAGCAGCUGAUGCAAAGGCCCGACGAAGGGCGGCUAGUGACCCCCCCGUUGAGCCGCAGCCGGCAGCCAUCGCUAGCGACUUGCUACCGCCGAAACGAGCCCUCUCCGAGGCUGAAUCGGACAGCAGCAGCAGCGGCAAAAAGAGAAGCAAGCGCCCCAAGCUGAUGGGCCCCGAGACGUCGUCCGAGGCAUUGUCGGCAAAAACUCCGUCUGCUUCCUCGUCUGCAAGGAAGAAGGCGAGCGUGCCUGCAGCCCGUGAAAUCAUCGAGAUAGAAGACGACGACGACGAGGUUGCCAAGGACGCCGAUGAGACGGAAGACGACACGUCCGACAGCAACACCUCGGAAGACGAGGUCCUGGCCGACACGACGCGCUCCUCUGGCUCUGCUGCCGCACCCCAGCCGCCCAGACGGAUCCUGAAUGCACUCAGCGGUCGCCCCUACGACAUGUGGCAGGGCAAGGAGCUGCUCCUACGCUGGGACGGCUUUCCGGACGACCCACACGAGCUCCUCGAGACGGCCAAAGGCGCCGCCAUUCCCGACAACUACCAGCUCUCCGGGCCGCUGGCCACGCCUUGGGUCUGCCCCAUCCGCCCGUGUGGCCGUCACUUCUUGUCGCUGGCCAACAUGGGUCUCCAUUUCAAGAUUAAUCAUCAGUUUGCCCUGCUCCAUGACAACCUCGACGGAAGCUUCUCGCCGGUGCCGGAUGUGGCCAAGGCACCAGGUCAGCUCGGUGUCUGGGUCAUCUCCCGGGCGAAGCCGAAGCCGAAGCCAAAGCCGCAGUUGCAGUUGCAGUUGCAGUUGCAGCGGUCGGAGAAGCCAGCCACAGAACAGCCACCGGUCCUGCCGCAGCUGUCCCAAUUCCGGUCCACGUCUGGCCCGGUCAUUCCAAAAGACACGGCGCCACGAUCAGAGAGAGAGAGAGAGCGGCCAGAUCGACGUCUCCUCCUCAAAAACGAAAUCGUCAUGGCCACGCCCGGUCGCGAGUACCUGGUUCUUCCGCUCGAACUUCGUGGAACAGAGAAAAACAACAGCAGCUUUGGCGUGCCGUUGCCCGACGGCUACCAGUAUUCCACAUACCCGAAACAUCCGUGGAUCUGUCCGGUGCGCACGUGUCGGUCUGUCUUUCUCCGCAUUCCCAACCUGGGGGCCCACUUCACUCGAAAACACCGCCGCCGGCUGCUUAACGACAACGGCGACGGCACGCUCUCGGAAAUCGGCAAACACGACGCUGCCCGUGGCAUUGUGGUGUCGCAGACCCGCCGCAAGGCCGCCGAGCUCGAACCGCUAGCCGUGCCGCUUCCGCCGGGAUACAACACAGCAACAGCUGUAGCGGCAGCUGAACCAACAGAAACAACACCUUCUACAGUUUAUAAUACAGUGCCUCAUGAAGUUAUCGACACUGUGCUCUUAGGACCUUUGGCCCACACGACGCCGACGUGGGAGUACGCCCAGUCACUGCUGGUGCGGCACUGCGAGCAGAUGCCGACCAAGGGCUACGUGCCACUGUUUGCGCAGCUGGCCCGCCUGCGCGACAUUCAGUGGAACGAGCUGUGGACGGCGCGGCACCCGUUCCACGACACGCUGCCGCGCGACGUGUCCAGCCUGAUCUUCCAGCUGACGGGCGAGCGCAACAAGCUGCCAUGCCAGUACUGCCGCGAAGGCAAGGGCCCGUUUGCGGGCUGCGUGAUCCUGCCGGUCCACGCGCCUGUCGAGCUGCACGCUGCCGUCACGUGCUGUGCCAACUGCCUCUAUCACUGCGGCCAGGCGGGCUGUUCGCUCAAGACGCACCUGCGCGACCGCUUCGGCGUCCUCUUCCCGGACGUCGACCUGGACGCCGAGCGUCACCGUCUCAACCUGCCGUCGACGUCGUCAGCCGACGCCGUCACGGAUGACAGCCUAGACAGAGGCCCAGCUUCUUCUGCCUUUAGCCGCCGCUCCGAGCGGAUCGCCGUGAAGGAGUCCGUGGCCGAUGGGCUGGCAGCACCGGGAACCGACAGCGCCGGCAUGGGCUCUACUUCGGUCAAGCGCAGCCGCUCGGGCAACGCCACGCCGCAGCCGGCUCCAGCCACCGUCAUGACCGGCGCCAACGCCUCCAUCGCCGACUCGACCGGCCAGCUGCUCGAGAUGGAGGACUGGAAGGUCGCGCCCGGCCACGUCGAGGUGCAGCGAGCCGCGCGUCCCGGUGGUGAGAUCCGCACCGAGAGCGUCGCCUUCUCCAACGCCUACCUCACCACGCCCGGCCAGCUCGUCCGCAUCGACCACAACCUCUCCUUCUGCGUCCAGGUGGUCCGCCCGGGCGCCACCCAGGUGUUCAACCCCGAUGCCUCCGCCACAUACGUCUGCUCGCUGGCCGCUGGAAAGCUGCGCGUCCGCGUCGACGACGCCGAGUUCAUCGUCGGCCCCCACAGCAUGUUCCAGGUUCGGCCCGGCCAGUGCUUCACCGUCCAGAACCGGCUCUACGUCGACGCCUACCUGCACAUGUCCGCACUACGGAACCUGCCGUAG
Molecule: messenger RNA, 3132 nt
Organism: Grosmannia clavigera kw1407
Lineage: Eukaryota; Fungi; Ascomycota; Sordariomycetes; Ophiostomatales; Ophiostomataceae
Exons: 3
Coding region: 1-3132 (1043 amino acids)
Source: RefSeq, a predicted model, not a curated record